Messenger RNA from Thamnophis sirtalis, 1697 nucleotides. NCBI's taxonomy places the organism in Eukaryota, Metazoa, Chordata, Lepidosauria, Squamata, Natricidae. The record is from RefSeq and is a predicted model, not a curated record.
GAAGCUGGAAGCGUCAUCUCGAGCGGUGAGAACGGAACGUGCAGGGAUGAAAAGGAAGCGAACAACUCCAAAAGCCCAGCCUAAGGAUGCAGAGAUACAUCCUUACCUGCGCUGGGAACGCGAAAUCAGUUCGAAUCAAUGGCAGAUGUUCCCACCUGAGCAAAAUGAGGUCCUGAGCCAAGCAGUUCGGGCAAGAAAAAAGGAAGAAAACUUAGGAGAUGACCAAGUGGACCUCUGUAAGAUGGUCCAGAAGAACAAGCAGAGCGGCCAAGAGAACCGUGUCCGUAUGGCUAUCUGGGAUCAGAAAGCCUAUGUUGUCUGGCAGUGGGAAGGUGAUGAGGAAAACGACUGGAUUCCAUACCCCGCUGCUACCUGCUUGGAUUUACAGGCAGCCAAGAAUGGUGACCGGGACCCCACCGUGGAUUUGACAUUCGGUCAGGUGUGCUACAAGCUGGACACGACCCGCAUGCUGCAGAGAAACGAGCAGACCAAGUUUGAACGUCCGAUAGAAUGCAAGGAAGCAGUUGCAUCAAAGCCAGAUGAUGGAUCCCAGCUGGAUAGCGGGGACUUGGAUGCCAGUACAUCGGUACGUCCUGCUAAGAAGGCCCAGACUGAACCAGAGGCCAGUACAUCUCAGGGGAAAGGAGAUGAGAAGGCGGCAGAGGAAGGGUCCCAGCUGGCUAGCGGUGACUUGGAUGCCAGUACCUCGGUUCCUGCCGAGAAGCCCCCGACUGAACCAGAGGACAGUACAUCCCAGGCUAAAGGAGAGAAGAUGGAAGCUUCAGCGGCAGAGGAAGGGUCCCAGCUGGCUAGCGGUGACUUGGAUGCCAGUACAUCGGUUCCUGCUGAGAAGCCCCAGGCUGAACCAGAGGCCAGUACAUCUCUGACCGAAGGAGAGAAGAUGGCGGCAGAGGAAGGGUCCCAGCUGGCUAGCGGUGACUUGGAUGCCAGUGCAUCGGUUCCUGCUGAGGAGCCCCAGGCUGAACCAGAGGCCAGUACAUCUCAGGGGAGAGGAGAUGCGGCAGAGGAAGAGUCCCAGCUGGAUAGCGGUGACUUGGAUGCCAGUACAUCGGUUCUUGCUCAGACGCCCCAGGCUGAACCAGAAGCCAGUACAUCUCUGGGGAAAGAAGAAUUGAUGGAGGCAGUGAAGUCUCUUAAAAUGAAGGGAAUAGCCCCAGUGGAUCCAGAAUGUGAAGCCAAAGUGGGAAAGGCUCACGUUUACUGUGACGCAGAGGAUACUUAUGAUGUUAUGUUGAACCAAACAAAUCUACAAUUCAAUAAUAAUAAGUAUUAUAUCAUACAAUUGUUGGAAGAAGAUAAUCCUCAAAGUUACAGUGUUUGGAUGCGCUGGGGACGCGUGGGUAAGCCAGGACAACACACCCUUAUUCCUUGCUUUGGAGAUUUGGCGAAAGCCAAGGAGAUCUUCACAAAGAAAUUCCAAGACAAAACCAAAAAUGAAUGGAGCAACCGUGCCAACUUCCAGAAGGUCUCUGGCAAAUAUGAUCUUGUCCAUCUGGACUACGAAGUCAAAGAUGAUAGCAAUCCAGAAGCUGCCCCGGAGGCGACGGUCUCCAAACCCAAGCCAGUUUCCCAGCUGGACCUAAGAGUUCAGGCUUUGAUAGAGCUGAUAUGUAACAUUCAGACGAUGGAGGAAAUGGUGACCGAGAUGAAGUACGACACACGAAAAGCUCCAUUAG